Hermetia illucens (black soldier fly) is the source of this 1251-nucleotide messenger RNA. RefSeq names its product beta-1,3-glucan-binding protein-like. The record is from RefSeq and is a predicted model, not a curated record. The transcript has 4 exons. Gene Ontology annotation, biological process: carbohydrate metabolic process. Gene Ontology annotation, molecular function: hydrolase activity, hydrolyzing O-glycosyl compounds. The coding region runs from base 46 to 1203 and encodes 385 amino acids. NCBI's taxonomy places the organism in Eukaryota, Metazoa, Arthropoda, Insecta, Diptera, Stratiomyidae.
UGUUCAACUGAACGGCAGAUCUAGUUGCUUAGUUCUGCGAAGCGAAUGGUAAUCAGUAUCUGGAAAGACAUGAAGUUUUUUGCUGUCCUAAACCUCCUAGCUCUGGUGGGUUACUCACUGGCCGCUGAAGGUCGAUGCCCACUCUCUCCUACCUCAGCCAGUGGAUCAGCCACCCAUGGAGGAAGCUAUUGUUCUGGUGAAUUGAUAUUUGAGGAUAACUUUGACUGGUUGGAUGAAGGCAAAUGGCAGCAUGAAAUCACUCUAGCCGGGGGUGGUAACUGGGAGUUCCAAUGGUAUGUGAAUGAUCGCAGAAAUUCCUACACCGAAAAUGGCGUGCUCCACAUCAAACCAACCCUUACAUCGGAUAUCUAUGGUGAAGACUUCUUGUACUACGGAAACAUCAAAUUGGGCAAUGAAUGCACUAAUGCCGAUAACUGGGGUUGUGAUCGUACUGGAUCGGCUGAGGAUAUUCUAAAUCCAGUUCGUAGUGCACGUCUCCGAACCCUAAAUUCAUUCAGUUUCAAAUAUGGUCGCGUUGAAGUACGUGCCAAAUUGCCAGCCGGUGAUUGGCUUUGGCCAGCAAUUUGGAUGCUUCCUUCCCAGUGGAGAUACGGAGGUUGGCCGAGAUCUGGUGAAAUCGACAUUAUGGAAUCUCGUGGAAAUCGCAAUUUAGUUGCCAAUGGAGUUCCAAUUGGUGCCGAACAAAUUGCAUCCACCAUGCAUUUCGGGCCAGAUUCUACAGCAAACGCUUGGCCAAGUGCACAUUACGAGAGAAAUUCAGCUCCUGGACGAGGGUUCAAUCAAGAUUUCCAUCGUUAUCAAUUAGAAUGGACUCCAGAUCACUUGACAUUCAAAGUUGAUGACAGUGAAUUGGGUACAGUUUGGGUUGGUAGUGGAUUCUGGGAUCGUGGUGCAUUUUCUCAAAAUGUUCCAUGGUUCCAAAAUCCAUGGCAGAAUGGAGGACGUGAUGCCCCAUUCGAUCAAGAAUUCCAUAUAUUGCUGAAUUUGGCUGUCGGUGGUGUUAACUUCUUCCCUGAUGACGCCUGGAACCCAGAUGGCAAACCAUGGUCUAACAGCGCCCCACAUGGUUGCACCAAUUUCUGGCACGGACAUGAUGCCUGGUUGAGAACCUGGAAUUACUAUGUUCCUGGAAAUACUGAUUCACAUAUGCAAAUCGAUUAUGUUCGUGUCUGGGCUCUUUAAAUGGAUUUUAUUGAAAAGUAAAAGGAAUACUAAUUAGAUAUGGCUUCA